This is a messenger RNA of Rotaria sp. Silwood2, 303 nucleotides long. NCBI's taxonomy places the organism in Eukaryota, Metazoa, Rotifera, Eurotatoria, Philodinida, Philodinidae. The record is from the annotation of a GenBank genome assembly.
AUGUUAAAAAAUAGUUCACUUCCAUCGUUAUAUAAUACGUUUAAUGCUUGGACAAAACACGAAUCAAUUAUAAAUCAAUAUCAAUAUCAAACACAACAACAACAACAACAUCAAGAAUAUUUUGAUAUGCAUGAUAUUUUACAUUCAAGUAUUUUACUUUUAUUACUUUCAUUUUUAUCAUCAAUAACACUUAAUCCAUAUCGUAAACAAAUAGAUUUAAUAUCAACAUCAUUAUCUUCUCCAUCAAUAACAACAAUAAAUAAUCCAACAAUAAUUGAUCAUAAUUAUGAUCAAUAUUAUUAA